This is a messenger RNA of Cordyceps fumosorosea ARSEF 2679, 1629 nucleotides long. Its product is annotated as zinc carboxypeptidase. Gene Ontology annotation, biological process: proteolysis. Lineage: Eukaryota; Fungi; Ascomycota; Sordariomycetes; Hypocreales; Cordycipitaceae. The record is from RefSeq and is a predicted model, not a curated record. The transcript has a single exon. Bases 1 to 1629 code for a protein of 542 amino acids. Gene Ontology annotation, molecular function: metallocarboxypeptidase activity; zinc ion binding.
AUGAAGACAAUCAGGUUUGCGACCGCGCUGCUAGCGGUCGUCUCCGCCCACCGGCUCGGAAGCAAUGGCCCCUAUAGUCGCGAUGGAGAGAGCCGUGAAGCACAUACAUGCACCAUCGAUGGAGGCGCACCUCUCUUUCCGUUCCUGACCAAGCUGAGGGACAGCGCGGUUGAAUUGCUCUUCGGCCGACACCCCACCAAAGACGCUGCCCGAUCGACUACCAGCAUCGACAGUCUGCGCAACAAAUAUGCCAACGAAAUUGUCAUGCGAUUUAAUGUCACAAAUAUGGAAGAGGAGAAAGCGCUCGCUGAAGCAUCCAAUCGCCUAUUCCUCGACGUCUGGGGCGUCAGCCGUGAUUACGUCGAUAUCCGCAUGCCUACAAAUCAGGUCUCGCCGCUCCUUGGCCUACUUCCCGAGAAACUACAGUCUUCGCACUUUACAUUGAUAUCCGACCUUUCGCGAGCAGUAUACGAUUCUCUCCCCAAAGACUUGGCGUCACAUCCUUUGGGGGCCAAAGGGACAUUUGGCCGGUCCCCUAGCCGCCUUACUGUGGAUGAUAGCCUGUUCUUCCUACGAUAUCACCCCUUGAAGACAAUCAUGCAGUGGAUGCAGCUUUUGGAGUCCAUUUUUCCGGAGCACGUCAAAUAUAUGUCCAUUGGGCAAUCCUCCGAAGGCCGUGAUAUCCCCGCCCUUCGGGUCGGCCGCCCUGGCACUGACGCCGGUGACGGCCCGAGAAAGACUAUGGUAAUAACGGCUGGUCUGCAUGCGCGUGAAUGGAUCUCGACCACAACUGCCAAUUAUGUGGCAUGGGCACUGAUUACGGAGUUUAACAAAGAUCCGGUCAUUACCAAGUUUUUGCAUCACUUCGAUGUUGUUAUUAUUCCAGUGUUGAAUCCUGAUGGCAUGGAAUACUCCUGGCAAAGUGACAGACUUUGGCGAAAAUCGAGGCAGGAAACCAGUCUCAGGAUGUGCAAAGGGUACGACCUCGACCGAUCAUUUGGUUUUGGCGAUUCUUCCGAGCACAGGCAAAGCGACCCUUGCUCCGAAGACUAUGGCGGCGAGGAACCUUUCGAUGCCGCCGAAGCCUUGGCAUUCUCGAGAUGGGCCCACGAAGAGACGGAAAAGAAUAACGUGAAGUUUGUGGGAAUGAUCGAUUAUCACUCCUACUCACAGCAAAUUCUCUUCCCAUAUGCAUAUUCGUGUUCGGUUGAGCCUCCGAAUCUGGAGAAUUUGGAGGAACUGGCAGCUGGUAUCGCCAAGACAAUCCGCGUGUCUAGUGGGGAGUCAUAUAGCGUUUCGCCGGCGUGCGAUGCCGCGUUGAUGACAGAGAGGGCGAAGCCUAAUAUUCCGCGCAGCAGGAUCAACGAAGGUGCUGGCUCUGUGAUGGACUGGUUCUAUCACGACAUGAACGCCCACUUUAGCUAUCAAAUCAAGCUGCGUGACCAUGGCCUUUAUGGCUUCCUACUGCCAGACGAGGAGAUUAUCCCGACAGGUCGGGAGAUGUUUUAUGUUAUGAAGUAUGUGGCCGACUACUUGCUGGGCAAUAAUGGGAUUGAGAUGGUGGACGAGACGCCCGAAAACGAUAAUAUGAUGAACCAGGAGCUUCGCCGUCGCUAUAUGCGCCGUUAA